ACUUUUUUUUUGUUAACUGUAAACUGCAAAAAGUCGGCCGCGCCAAAAUUCGUCUGUUUUGUUUAUUUUAAAGUCUAUUUUAUAAUUGUUUUAGUUAUCGUGUUGUUUAGCAAUUUUUAGUUUUAGUUUGAUUAUAUAUAAUAAAUUUUAAACGUUGAUUUAAUAUUUAAAACAGGAUGAAUUCUUUUAAAGCUAAAAUUAUCUCUACUUUCAGUAUGUAUGGUUUUACGCUUCGAAGCGAAGCUUUGAAAUAUAUUCAUGAACAACUAGAAAACAUUAACGAAUCUCAGAUAGAUGAAGUAAUCCAAAGCAUAAUAGAUCAAAUAAAUUCACAAAAUCUAACUUGUUCAUUGAUUGAAAAAUCUCAUUUAGAAGAAGCCUUUCAAAAUCUUGAUUGUACUUCAAACAACGAUGGAGACUUAUUGAAAAUUUUUGAUGCAUUUUCCUUGAUACGAUUCACUUAUAAUAUUGAUUCAAAAAAAUUUCUUACAUGGAGCACCCUUCAUAAGAAACCAGUUGUUUUGCAUGGAAAUCCAGACUCUAAAGCUGAUAUGCUGAUUGAGCGUUAUAAAACAGUACACCAAAGAACAGCUCGACAUCGACUUUUCUCUGCUCAAUCUAUUGUUAGCAGUGCAAAUCAGUCCCAAAAUUAUACUCUCAAAGCAGUUGAACACCUUCUUGGAUUGUCCUGUACUGAAAAUAAUAUAAUUGUUUUGGGAAUGCUAACUCAACUUAAGGAGGGCCAGUUCUUUCUUGAAGAUCCAACUGGAGUUGUACCAUUGAAUUUAAGCAAAACAGUAUAUAAAGGAGGCCUUUUUACAGAAAACAAUAUUGUUCUAGUUGAAGGUUUCAGUGACGAUAAAGUUUUCCAUGUGACUGCAAUGGGUUUUCCUCCUCCUGAACCUGCUGAAGAGACUUUAUCAUAUUUUCCUAAUUUUUGUGCGACUCCAUGCCCAACAAUAAAUUCACAUAGACUUUCUAUAAAGCUUAGAGAAAUUGAAGAAGAAAAUAGCAAUGCUAUGUUUGUAUUUUUAUCUGACAUUUGGUUGGAUCAAUUCAAGGUUAUGCAAAAAUUACAAGUUCUGUUUGCAGGCUAUUCUCAAAUGCCGCCAACUUGUUUUGUUCUUAUAGGAAACUUUUUAUCAUUACCUAUAGUUGGUUCUCAAAGCAAAGUUUUUGAAGAUUGUUUUUCUCAGCUUGGUAGCUUAAUCAGUGAAUAUCCUACCUUGAUUGAAAACUCACAGUUUAUAUUUGUUCCUGGUCCUAACGAUCCUGGUCUACCUUACAUAUUACCAAGGCCUCCAAUACCUGAUACGUUUCUUGGUGACUUCAUGAAAAAGGUUCCAAAAGCAAUUUUUACUUCAAAUCCAUGUCGAAUACAGUAUUGUUCUCAAGAUAUUGUUAUCUUUCGGGAAGACAUAAUAUCUAAGUUAUGCCGAAAUAGUAUAUAUACUCCCUGGGAACACGAAGAAAAAGUUGAUAUUCCAAAUUUGUUUGUGAAGACUGUUAUUGCAAAUGCACAUCUUAUGCCUCUUCCAAAUAAUGUUGCUCCUAUUUACUGGGAAUAUGAUCAUUCUCUUUGGUUAUAUCCUCUACCGGAUGUGGUUGUUUGUGCUGAUAAAUAUGAUCCAUACACAGUUAAAAGUACCAGCAGUAUAUUUUUUAAUCCAGGAUCCUUGCCUCGUUCAAAUUAUUCCUUCAAAGUGUAUUUUCCAGCUUCUAAAGAAGUAGAGGACAGUGAAAUAUCUGAUGAAGCGAUGAAUUAAUUAAAUUUUUAAUUUAUUUUGUUGUAUAUUUAUGUAAAUAUAUUUUAUUAAAAUGUUCUUUUGAAA
Messenger RNA from Parasteatoda tepidariorum (common house spider), 1832 nucleotides. RefSeq names its product DNA polymerase epsilon subunit 2 (gene PolE2). The record is from RefSeq and is a predicted model, not a curated record. Gene Ontology annotation, molecular function: DNA binding. Gene Ontology annotation, cellular component: epsilon DNA polymerase complex. Lineage: Eukaryota; Metazoa; Arthropoda; Arachnida; Araneae; Theridiidae. Gene Ontology annotation, biological process: error-prone translesion synthesis; DNA-templated DNA replication.